AUGCCUGCUACUGUAAUUUCCAAAUCUCAGAGGAAAGUCCAUGAUACCCAAGCAACUACCAACAAUUCCACGAAUUCGCAUUAUCAUCAAGAGGACACUAUAAAAAAAACUUCAACAAAGAAAAGCAAGGAAGAGCCAGAAAAGUUCUCUAAAAUCCUACAGGCUUUUCCGUUUGUUCCAAAAGCGACGACUAGUGAAUUAUCCAAAGCACACAAGUUCUUUCUUUUACCUGCAGUGUUUGUCAAAAGUGCUACCAAUCUGUCUACGAUACCCGAGAACACUUCAAUACCCGAGGUUGCAUUCAUUGGGAGAAGUAACAUUGGAAAGUCCAGUUUAAUCAAUGGUCUUGUGAACAGGAAUGCACUAGUCAAAACCUCAAGUAAACCUGGCCAUACACAGAUGAUGAACUUUUUCAAGAUUGGAGACAGACUAUCUUUGGUGGAUAUGCCAGGAUAUGGCUGGAAAAGUCGAGAUGAAUGGGGAGGCAUGAUUCUGGAUUAUCUUCAACAUCGUAAAAAUUUGAGAAGGAUUUACAUCCUAAUUGAUCCAUCCCACGGAAUCAAGGACAGCGACAGCCAGAUUAUGAAGUUGUUAGAUGAAUCAGGACUCUCAUACCAGGUUGUGUUGACCAAGACUGAUAAAUUAUCAAAGACAAAAUAUUCAAUAGCUAAAUCAGAGGUUGAGGCUCAAUUGGUUAAGGAUGCUAUCUGCUGCUAUCCUUUAGUCUUGGGCGUGAGUAGUAGGACAAAAGAUGGACUUGAUGAGCUGCGGGCAGCCAUCAUUAAAGCUGGACAACUGUCGCUUUGA
Messenger RNA from Lobosporangium transversale, 807 nucleotides. RefSeq names its product P-loop containing nucleoside triphosphate hydrolase protein. Gene Ontology annotation, molecular function: GTP binding. Gene Ontology annotation, cellular component: mitochondrion. The record is from RefSeq and is a predicted model, not a curated record. NCBI's taxonomy places the organism in Eukaryota, Fungi, Mortierellomycota, Mortierellomycetes, Mortierellales, Mortierellaceae. The coding region runs from base 1 to 807 and encodes 268 amino acids. The transcript has 4 exons.